Molecule: messenger RNA, 1566 nt
Organism: Lithohypha guttulata
Lineage: Eukaryota; Fungi; Ascomycota; Eurotiomycetes; Chaetothyriales; Trichomeriaceae
Gene: TRP2
Product: anthranilate synthase component 1
Exons: 2
Coding region: 1-1566 (521 amino acids)
Biological process (GO): L-tryptophan biosynthetic process
Molecular function (GO): anthranilate synthase activity
Source: RefSeq, a predicted model, not a curated record
AUGGCAGAGAUAAAUCCUUCAUUCGAAGAGGUUCAGAAGAUCCUGCUGAAAGCCAGCUCAGGAUCAUGUCCUCCCAACCUGAUCCCACUGUGCGCUCAGGUGCCAGCAGACCUACUCAACCCGACCCAAGCCUACCUCAAGAUUUCGAAAGGCGCUAAACUAUCGUUCCUCUACGAGAGCGCGGCCACAAGUGGUACAAUAGGAAGGUAUAGCUUCGUGGGCGCAAAUCCCCUCGAGGUGUUUCAAUCAGGGCCUGACCAUGGUUUGGCUGCGGAUCCUCUACCACGACUCGAAAAGGAGCUGUCAAAAUACAGAGUCGCGACGGUUCCGUCAUUAAAGCUACCUCCACUCACUGGUGGUGUAAUUGGCUAUGUGGGCUAUGACUGUGUCAAGUAUUUCGAGCCCAAGACGGCGCGACCUAUGAAGGAUGUUCUGAAGCUACCUGAAAGUUUCUUUAUGCUUUAUGACAUGAUCGUGGCUUUCGACCACUUCUUCAAUGUUUGCAAGAUCAUUACUUAUGUAAGGGUGCCACAGGACAACUCCUCAUUACAGUCCGCCUAUCAAAAAGCCAGCCAAAAGAUUGAACAUGUAAUUCAAACACUGUUAGACGACCAUAUCCCGAUACCAGAGCAAGGACCCAUAGCGAAAGAUCAACCCUCGAAAUCUAAUAUUGGUCAGCACGGUUACGAAGCGCAUGUUACAAAACUGAAAGAGCACGUAUGUCGUGGGGACAUUAUCCAGGCCGUCCCUUCACAUAGAAUUUCCAGGCCCACAUCGUUACAUCCAUUCAACAUAUAUCGGCAGCUCCGGACCGUCAAUCCAUCUCCGUACCUUUUCUACAUCGACUGUGAGGAUUUUUGUAUUAUUGGUGCCUCGCCCGAAUUGCUGGUGAAAGAGGAAGCAGGACGAAUUAUUACACAUCCUAUUGCUGGCACAGUCAAGCGGGGACAAGAUCCAGAAGAAGACGACAGACUUGCAGAGGAGUUGAGGAGUAGCUUGAAGGAUAGAGCCGAACAUGUUAUGUUAGUCGAUUUGGCAAGGAACGAUAUCAACAGAGUAUGCGACCCAUUGUCAACAACAGUUGACAGGCUUAUGGUGGUUGAAAGGUUCAGUCACGUCCAGCAUCUGGUGAGUCAGGUAUCAGGCAUAUUAAGACCUGGCGAGACUCGUUGGACUGCUUUCAGGAGUAUCUUCCCAGCUGGCACGGUGUCCGGUGCACCAAAGAUCAAAGCUAUGGAAUUGAUAGCAGAACUCGAGCAGGAGAAGCGAGGAGUAUAUGCUGGAGCUGUAGGCUAUUUUGGCUUUUCACAUGUUGCUGUCGAUGGAUCUUCAGUCGUGGAUGAAGGUGCAAUGGAUACAUGCAUAGCGUUACGGACGAUGGUUUACAAGGAUGGUGUUGCUUACCUGCAAGCAGGUGGUGGAAUUGUCUUUGACAGUGUGGAAUAUGACGAAUGGAUAGAGACGAUGAAUAAGUUAGGUGCUAACAUAAGGACGAUAGAAUCAGCGGAACAGAGAUAUGCUGCAUUGGUAGGGUCCGUAUCGCAUUGUACAACGGCUAGCAGAUAG